AUGCUGCGGUCGCGUGGGGCGCGUGCGGGCUCCACGCUCCUCCGGGCACUGCUGGGUCUGGGGCCGGGGCGGGCGGCGUCGGGGGCGCGCGGGCAGGGCUGGCUGCGGCCUGCCGGCCACGACACAGGGGUCAUGGUGUACAAUAGCCUCACCCGGAGGAAGGACCCCUUGAUCGUGGGCAGGGCGGACGCCGCCUCCUGGUAUAGCUGUGGACCUACUGUCUACGAUCAUGCACACCUUGGCCAUGCUUGCUCCUAUGUUCGAUUUGAUAUAAUUCGAAGGAUCCUAACCAGGAUUUUUGGAUGCAACAUCAUCAUGGUGAUGGGAAUUACAGACGUGGAUGACAAAAUAAUCAAAAGAGCCCGUGAGAUGAACGUAUCACCCACUUCUCUCGCCAGUCUUUAUGAGGAGGAUUUCAAACAAGAUAUGGCAGCCUUGAAGGUCCUCCCACCAACAGUGUACCUGAGGGUAACCGAAACUAUACCUCAGAUCAUUUCUUUCAUUGAAGGGGUAAUUGCUAAAGGCCAUGCUUAUCCAACAGCAAAAGGCAAUGUCUACUUCGAUCUGCGGUCGAGAGGAGACAAGUACGGCAAGCUGGUGGGUGUGGCCCCCGGCCCGGUGGGAGAGCCAGUUGAUUCUGACAAGCGGCAUGCCAGCGACUUUGCCCUGUGGAAGGCGGCCAAACCGCAGGAGAUGUUUUGGGCCUCUCCGUGGGGAAACGGAAGACCUGGCUGGCAUAUCGAAUGUUCCACCAUCUCAAGUCUGGUGUUUGGAAGUCAACUGGAUAUCCAUUCAGGGGGGAUAGAUCUGGCUUUUCCACAUCAUGAAAAUGAAAUCGCCCAGUGCGAGGUCUUUCAUCAGUGUGAGCAGUGGGGAAAUUAUUUCCUGCAUUCUGGGCAUUUGCACGUGAAAGGCAAAGAAGAAAAAAUGUCCAAAUCACUGAAAAACUACAUCACUAUUAAGGACUUUCUGAAGACGUUUUCCGCCGAUGUCUUCCGUCUCUUCUGCAUGCGGAGCAGCUACAGGUCAGCCAUCGACUACAGCGAUGGCACCAUGCUCGAGGCGAAGCACCUCCUCCUGGCCACAGCUGCCUUCGUCGAGGAUGCGCGGGCCUACAUGAAGGGGCAGCUGGUGUGCGGCCCCGUCAGGGAAGACGUGCUAUGGGAGAGGCUCAGCCACACCAAGGGGGCUGUGAAGGCUGCCCUGGCAGACGACUUCAACACGCCCGGGGCCGUGGACGCUGUCAUGGACCUCAUUCACCACGGGAACAGACAGCUGAAGGCGGUCACCAAGGAGCCUGGUGGUCCUAGAAGUCCUGCUGUGUUCGGCUCCAUCGUGUCCUAUGUCGAGCAGUUUUUUGAGACUGUUGGAAUUUCUCUGGCAGACCGACAGUUUGUUUCAGGGGACAGCAGCUCGGCCACUCUGCACAGCGUGGUGGAGGAGCUGGUCCGGUUCCGGCUCAAGGUCCGGCAGUUUGCCCUGGCCACGGGCGAGGCCACCAGGGAGGCCCGGAGGCAGCAGCUGCUGGAGAGGCAGCCCCUGCUGGAGGCGUGCGACGCCCUGCGCCGGGACCUGGUCGCCCAUGGCAUCAGCAUCAAGGACAGGAGCAGCACAUCCACAUGGGAACUGCUGGGUCAGAGGGCCGAAAACCACAAACCAGGGAGCUGAGGACGCGUUAUGUGCCUGCUUACGACGCAAUAAAAGCUUUAUAUUCAAGUU
This is a messenger RNA of Ceratotherium simum simum (southern white rhinoceros), 1719 nucleotides long. It is a transcript of the gene CARS2, whose product is annotated as cysteinyl-tRNA synthetase 2, mitochondrial. Gene Ontology annotation, biological process: cysteinyl-tRNA aminoacylation. Gene Ontology annotation, molecular function: ATP binding; cysteine-tRNA ligase activity. Gene Ontology annotation, cellular component: cytoplasm. NCBI's taxonomy places the organism in Eukaryota, Metazoa, Chordata, Mammalia, Perissodactyla, Rhinocerotidae. The record is from RefSeq and is a predicted model, not a curated record.